Raphanus sativus (radish) is the source of this 303-nucleotide messenger RNA. Its product is annotated as beta-galactosidase 14-like. The transcript has 2 exons. Bases 1 to 303 code for a protein of 100 amino acids. Gene Ontology annotation, molecular function: carbohydrate binding. The record is from RefSeq and is a predicted model, not a curated record. Lineage: Eukaryota; Viridiplantae; Streptophyta; Magnoliopsida; Brassicales; Brassicaceae.
AUGGGUAAGGAAUAUAUUAUGUGUACAGAAGCUAAUCUCGAACUUCCGUGGAAGCUUUCUUGUACAAGAGAAUCUAAAGAUGUUGUUACAAAAAUCAAUUUUGCUGAUUAUGGUAAUCCUUCCGGUAAAUGUGAACACUAUAAACACGGAAAUUGCGGUGCAUCAACCACCAUGAAGGUUGUCAAAAAGAAUUGUCUUGGAAAACACAUGUGUGUGUUUAUGGUUACCGACGAGAUGUUUGGUACGAGUCACUGCAAAACGGAUGUGAAGUUCUUUGUUCAAUACACUUGUACAAAAGCAUAG